GACGUUUCAUUCUUUAUUUGUUAUCUAGAAAUCGAAAAUAAAUAAUUAGUUUGAACUGAUUUAUUUGUUUGUUGAUGAAUUUUGUUUAAUGCAUUAUAAUGCAUUAUCAUAAGAAUUGUGUUACUAAUAUCCAUUGAUUAUAUUUCAAUACUUUCCCAUUACCUAACAGAACUAUCACACUCUCUUUUAUCUAUAUAUUACGAUAUUAGAUAAUAUAAUAUCGUAUGAUAAAAUGUACAUAAAGAAAUUUUUUUCUCAAUGACACAUUGAUUCUUGAUCAUGUUAGUUCUUCACUAUACUACUAAUAAAGAGAAAAAGAAUUUUAAGAUCGAUAUUUUUCAUUUUUUCUGAAACAAAAAUAAUAACAAGAACAUUUACGAAAUCGAUUUUCGAUGAAUUUGUUUUUGUUUAUAAUGAUAAUUGAAUAUCAAACAUUUUCCAAUUUGAUUUUAUUGUUAAUUUUAAUGGAAAUCAAAUUUCUUUUUCAUGAAAUAUUUGAACAUUUUCAUUAAAUGUUAUUAUUUCAACAAUUACAUUAAUCAUUCAACUUUCUCAAACAUUCAUUUUAAUUUACGUUAAACAUUCAUUUCUUUUGGAAAUCUUUAUUUUAUCAUUUCGAUUAUCAAUUCAAAUCGGUUGAUUUUUCCAUUGAAUUCUAUGACUAAGCAGAACUAAAACGACAGAAUUUCAUCUAAAUUAAAAAUUCGAUCGAUUUUGGUAGCACUAUCAAUUUCCAUUUCUUUAAGUUUGGAAUUUAAUUUAAUUUAAUUGUCAUUUGAAUUUCAACAUCCUGUUUGUUUUACAUCCUAUCAAAGAAAUUUUCUUCAUAUGAAGAAUUAUUUUAAAUAACUAAAAUUUGUUUUAAUCAUCAUCAAAAAAUAUAUUUACAAAUGAUAAAUUAAUGAAUUGUAAAAUAAAAUAUCUAACUGCUUUUUAAAAUUUUUUCCCACAAACAAUAUGUGAAUAAUUUUUAUUUAUAUUUGAUAAAAACAAAAAAGAUGAAGAUUUAUCUUUGUUAUUUAUCUUGAGAAAAUUUCAGCUAAAAGAAAUUAAGUAUUUUCAAUAAGAAAAAUGUUUGAAAUAAAAUUAAAUAUUUUUUUCAUUUAAUAUUUCGCAUUGUUGUAAAAUAAUGUACGAAUAUUUAAUACAAAUGCGAUUUUUUUCCGUCAAAAAAUGACAUAAAAAAGAUCAAUUAAUUAUAAAAGCCAUAUUCGUGAUUGUGAGAAAAAUAAGUAAUUAAUUCAAUAACUUACGACUAAUCUUAACACAAGAAUAAAUAUAAUACAAAAAAUUAAUUCCUUAGAUAGAACUAUUAUCUCAUUUCAGAAUAAGCAAAUCAAUAAAAUCAUUAUUCACUUCAGAUUUUUUACUUCUCUUUUACCACUAUAUAGUUAACACUAGAGAAAUUAAUCUACAUUGGGAAAUAAAAUAUGAAUUAAACUUAAAUCAUUUUGAAAUGCCACGUAAGAAAAUAACACGAAAUUUACUAGAAAAUAUCAAGAACAAACAGGUCCAUUAUCAUCAAAUAAUGAUGAUGAUAAUAAUAAUAAUCGUGCUAAUGUUAACCCAUUAUCAUUACCACCAACAAGAUUCGGAUACGAAUUGUUGCUAGAUCAGUACAAAAUGAUUAUAGAUGAAAAUAAACGUUUAAAAAACCAAAUCGAAUAUCUUGAAAAACAGUUGAUGGACAAGGAAAAAGACGAUACUGGAAAUUUUCUACUUCUUAUACCUCGAGUUGCAUAUAAUCAAUUAAAUGAAGGAAAUGAAGCAGAAGAAGGAAAUGGAGAAGAAGGAGAUGGAGAAGAAGCAAAUGAAAAUGAUGGAAAACAACAGCAACAAGAAGAUAAAGAUAAAGAUGAAGAAAAGAAAAAAACCGAAUUGAAAAAAAAGAUUAAGAAAAUAGCAAAUGUAUUAGGUUUAUCGUAUAAUGAAUUAAAAGGUUGUAAAAAGAAGCGGAUCACAACAACAUGCCGCAAGGAUUCACCGAAAAAUAAUUGA
Molecule: messenger RNA, 1998 nt
Organism: Rotaria sordida
Lineage: Eukaryota; Metazoa; Rotifera; Eurotatoria; Philodinida; Philodinidae
Source: the annotation of a GenBank genome assembly